AUGUUGAAAUCCUUACUCUCACUCGCCACUGGUCGCGCACCCGACUAUAUUUUCCCCCAAGUGGAUCCCAAGCAAGAUGGACCUGAAUGUCUGCAAGACUGCGCAGACUGCACCAUCCAAUUCCCCGACAAAGUGAAAGUCGAUACCAUACGUCCUCUGUAUGGCCACAUCAAGGAAUUCCACUCCCAUGUCCUCGUGGCAACAGGACGCACCGACUGGAAAGAGAAAGUCGAGAACGAGGCCGGUUCUUUAAUGGAAGCUCUAGACCAGUCGAGUUCAAAACGCGGUCGCUUCAUGGUCUCUGCUUCAAAUCUACAGUCACCAAACCAUUCAGGCUCGGAGGAGUACGAUAAACCUACAACAGUACUCAUUCUCCCAUCAUUUACAUUCGUGGACUCUGUUACCCAGACCAAUGUACCGGAGCUUAUCAACCAAUUUCUCGAUAAUCCAGACGAGAAAAAUGACGCCCUCUCCUCAGGGAUCACUUCUCGUCCAUGCGAACUAGACUACGUGAUCCUAUUAUGUUCACACCGUCGCCGUGACGCCCGAUGUGGAAUUACCGCCCCACUGAUCAAGCGGGAGUUGGAGCGCCAUCUGCGACCUCUUGGGCUAGAUCGCGACGCAGAUGAUACCCGACCUGGUGGAGCGGGGAUCUUUUUCGUGUCACAUGUGGGUGGACAUAAGUUCUCGGCGAAUGUGCUUAUUUACCGGAAGAAGGAACAGCAGAUGAUCUGGUUGGCGAGAAUACGACCGGAACAUUGUGAGGGGUUGGUGAAGUAUACACUUCUUCAGGGGAAGGUGGUCAAUCCGGAUACCCAGUUACGUGGAGGGUUUGAUCGUGAGCGAGGAUUGACGAGUUGGUAA
Messenger RNA from Penicillium malachiteum, 864 nucleotides. RefSeq names its product sucrase/ferredoxin-like domain-containing protein. The transcript is spliced from 2 exons. NCBI's taxonomy places the organism in Eukaryota, Fungi, Ascomycota, Eurotiomycetes, Eurotiales, Aspergillaceae. The record is from RefSeq and is a predicted model, not a curated record. The coding region runs from base 1 to 864 and encodes 287 amino acids.